AAAGAAAAGAAAAGCCCUGGCUCUCACACCCGGACGCAGCCCCGACCAGCGACCAACCAACCCACCCUCUCGAUUCAUCUUUCCGUGCCCAUAUCCGGCUCCGUUUUGUCGGAACACAACUUGCGUUAUUGGAUUGGUUCUCAGUCAGCCGGAGGCCACCUUGUCUCUGUCUAAACUGUUUCAGUCGCAUUUCCAGCCGUUAAAAGCCUGUCUUGCCGCCGUCUCGCUCUUUUGCUUACUUGUUUUAACCUUCGUUUCCUUUUCAUUGUGAUCCAGGUUGAAGUUAAGAAAGAAUAAGUGAAGAGCAGGAUUUUGUGGCUUACAUUAAUUAGCAUUAGAUACCUUUGAAUAAAAGUGUUCAUAGAUGGCGUUGAGGCGUAUGCUUGGCUGGUCAGAGGGUGAAUUGAUGAGAUCAGAUGCAAAGCCUUGUUCCAGAUUAAUGAGACAGACGGCUGGGAUUUUUACUGUUGGAGGAGCUCUAGGAUUUUGGGUUCUUUGUAGAUUGCAUUAUGGCCCUAGAAUUACUGUUCCAAGAAGUCUUCGGUGGGCUGCCUGUGGAGCUGUGUCUGUCAGCUCAACAUCUGCUUUGUUGGUUCGGCUAUUCAGCCCUGAAUGUGAACCCCAAAAUAUAGCUGCUUAUGACAAGUAAGGUGUCUAACGGCAGUCGAAAUCCAUUGAUUUACCAGUACUCUAGCACUGUCUUUUGUUUCUUGUAUGAUUGUGGGAUAUUUGCUAUCUCCUUGUUUAUCAAUUUGGUAGUACAUGAUGGAUCAUAAACACUCUAGUGGUUGCUUCUUGUAUGCUUUCCUGCCAUUUGCUGCAAGGAUAAACCAUCUUUUGAGUUAAAUUAUCAAUUUCAAAAGCUAAAAACGCUA
Messenger RNA from Hibiscus syriacus, 875 nucleotides. RefSeq lists its product as uncharacterized. The record is from RefSeq and is a predicted model, not a curated record. Bases 365 to 649 code for a protein of 94 amino acids. Lineage: Eukaryota; Viridiplantae; Streptophyta; Magnoliopsida; Malvales; Malvaceae. The transcript is spliced from 3 exons.